AUGGGAGACGCUGAGAACGAGUCAAAGGCCCGCCUGAAGAGAACGAGGACAGGGUGUCUCAAGUGCAGGGUACGAAGACGGAAGUGCGAUGAAGGGAAGCCUUCGUGCCAACGAUGUGUUGAUGGAGGGUUCGAGUGUCAAUAUGGCACCAAACUGUCGUUUCUUCAAAAGAAUGCGAAGACGUCUUCGGGUCCUCAUAACACAAAACAAUCGUAUGCUAAGCUGAGGUUUGUUGUGCCAGAAGCAGCAACGAAACCUGGUACCCAUGCAAAUCGUAACGAAUUUUCCCUGAGCGAGGCUGAAAAGACAGAGAGUUCAUCUACAGAGAUAGAUACAAUUGUUGCUGCGCACAAGAUUCAACAAACAACCCCACCCGAACUGCCUGUUCAGCCUCCGUCACCAGCGAUAAUCAGUCCCAGCAUCGAUACUCAUGUCACAUCUCCUCAAGCUCCUUCUCAUAGUCUACAAGACUCUGUAGACUUCAACCUAGUCAUUUCACCCUCGAAUGCAGCGUAUGAAACUGCCCUCGACGGACUCCUUGCUCUCGGUAACGAUCACUAUGUAUCCCCCUCAGCACCUGCAGUAGCUCAAACCGGUGCCAAUGGGGGACUACUCGGACAGCUUCCACAGAAUGUGCAAUUAGAACUUGAUAUCAGCGAUCCAGACCAGACAUUUGGUUUGUUUGUCCCACGUAUUGCUAUGAACUCUGUUUCUGUCCUUGAUUCUGUCCUCUCCCUUUCUUUGGAAACUCUUGGAGAUCGUGCCCAGCUCGAUCUAAAUGAGCAGCCCUUAUUACUUGAUACGAGCACUUCCCGCAUUGAAAUCCUUUGCUGCGCUCUGAUCUUCACCUUCACCACCCUCCGCCGACAGUUCGCCACACAACCGACCUCUUGGUUAAGUCCGUCGAGGAGUACAGGCUACGAGACAAUCAACUCGACCGCCUUCCAGUUACAUCACCCUACUGUCGCACUGGCUAUCUCUUGGAUGAUCCUACGCCUGGGUGUUUCUGUCGGUCUUAUGAGCGGCUCUUCAGUCCCUAUACCCUCCAUCGUCUCUCGCGAAGUUUCCUCACCUAUAGGCAUGCUGAGUAGAGAACCACACAGAUGCGGGCGAGAGCCCGUUCUUCUGUGUGCUGAGGUCCUGAACUAUUGCUUCGGGGGUGAUAUUCAGACUGAUCCUGACAUGAUCCGCCUUCCGGCCGCUCACAGAUGGAAAGUAUUCUCUGAGGCUCUUCAAAAGUGGUACUCAACCCGUCCCACGGACUUCAAACCCAUGCUCGAGGCUGAAGACGGCGAACAACUCUUUCCUCUGGUGCUCUUUACCAAUGCGUCAGCGAUCCUGGCAAAUCAGCUGUAUCAUACAUCGAUGCUGUUGCUUCUACAGAAUCGGCCACGUACCCUCCCGAAGGAGCAUGGUCGAAAUAUCUAUCUGUCACCGCUAUGGCAUGCUCAGCGAAUAUGCGGUAUCAGCCUCAACAAUGACACGCGGGCCAGCUGGGACUUUAGCUUGUUGGCCUCGUUUUAUUUUGCUGCUAAGCGGAUGACCUAUGAACCCCAGCAGCAUGCUAUUCUGCGAGGACUUGAUCGCAUUGGGUCGUUGACAGGAUGGAAUGUGCUCUCAUUGUCAGCGCAACUGAUGCAUGAGUGGCAACCAGAUUGA
Fusarium musae is the source of this 1659-nucleotide messenger RNA. RefSeq lists its product as uncharacterized. The coding region runs from base 1 to 1659 and encodes 552 amino acids. Gene Ontology annotation, cellular component: nucleus. Gene Ontology annotation, molecular function: zinc ion binding; DNA-binding transcription factor activity, RNA polymerase II-specific; transcription cis-regulatory region binding. The record is from RefSeq and is a predicted model, not a curated record. Gene Ontology annotation, biological process: positive regulation of transcription by RNA polymerase II. NCBI's taxonomy places the organism in Eukaryota, Fungi, Ascomycota, Sordariomycetes, Hypocreales, Nectriaceae. The transcript is spliced from 5 exons.